This is a messenger RNA of Cetraspora pellucida, 288 nucleotides long. The record is from the annotation of a GenBank genome assembly. NCBI's taxonomy places the organism in Eukaryota, Fungi, Glomeromycota, Glomeromycetes, Diversisporales, Gigasporaceae.
AUGCAAAAUAUUAAAGAGAAAAGUAUUAAUAAACAUAUAUCUUUUUUAAACAGUGAUUGUAAAAUAGUACAAAAGAGUUUGGGAAUUUCUAAAACAAGUUCAAAACAGGAUUUGGUUAACUAUUUGGUUGAUAAGAGUAAGAAAAGAGAAGUUUCUAAAAAGGUUUUAGCUAAAAAAAAUAAGAUGCUGUUUAGUAGUAUUGAUACAAUAUUAACUUUAUAUAGCAAUGCUGAUAUAUUGUUUUCAGAGCAAGCAACUGACUCAACUAAUAGUCCUGCUAAGAUAUAG